CUUCAAAAACGCUGCCCCAACCCUUCUUUACGCAGCAGCCAAGAUCUCUAGAACUUGAUCACAUAGCCUACCGAUAGACGGCACUGAAACAUAAAUGAGCUGCCAAUAUUUUUCAUAGCUUUACCUUUAUCUUUUUCAUCUACCUGUCUGAUAUUCACAGAUGAACAUUUGCUUCGGAAAUAUUCAAUAGAAUGUCUAGACGUAAACUUGGCAGUCGACCACAACACCUACGGACAACUGAAGAUGCCCCCGAGCCAGCAGUGUGUCCUUCACCAGGCAGAGCCUCCCCUCCCAAGACCGGGGGUCCUGAUGUCCUCACGUGUGGACAGUGUGGACAGGCUUUCCCCCUGGGUUGCAUCCUGGACUUCAUUCAGCACAAGCAGGGAGGCUGUGGUCGUUACAUAACUGGACAUCAGAGCCACACACCCCCUUCGCCCACCAGCUGUGUGUCGAGAUGCGUCCCCAGAACCCAGGUCAGGAUGGAGUACGUAGAGCUUAGGAGAAUAAUGGACAGGUCCUGGCCUGAGAAGUCAGAACAGCAUAAUGCAGGUGAGUUGGCAGAGGAGCCCGAGAGUUUGACCUGCCAGAUGUGUCAGACUGUGUGCCUCAGUGCCUGGAGCCUGCUUCAGCAUGCACAACACACCCACUCCUUCAACCUCUACCAGGCAGAUGAGGACGCCAGUGCUGCUCAACUUGCCCAUCCACCCCAACCCCACCAUCCUGCCGCAUUCACCUCAUCACAGGGAUCCACCAGCCUGAACUUCACCAAGCAUUUGCGGGAAUUAGUAGAGGUGAACGGGGCCUCUGAAGGUGGGGCAACGGGUGGUGCUACCUCUGCCUCCCCUCUGGUGGCGUCCCGCCCCCUCCAUGCACCGUUAACCUGCGAGCACUGCGGCCAGGGCUUCCGCUCUACGCGCAGCUUGGCCGCGCACCGCCGCACCCUCUCCUGCGACCGGCGGUACCGCUGCGGCCUGUGCAGCUUCGCCUUCACUCAGAGCAAGCAGCUGGCGCAGCACACGAGGAGCCACCACGAUGCACUUGGAGCUGGAGCUGGAGCUGACGAAGCCUCGCUAUGUCGGCAGGGAGAUGGCAGCACCAGCGGUAGCCAAGGAGAACAAGGAGUGCUGAAUGAGGAGACGCCUCAGCCCCCUGCUGGCCCAGGCUUGAUUGUUCUGUCAUCGCGCUCCACAGCUCCCUGUAGGACCCAGCUGCAGUAUUUCCAUCCCCAGCUGGAGGCAGAUGAGGACGGGCAUGAGGAGUCCCAGCAGCCCUCGCCGCUUGGCAACUCCUCCGAGGGCUCCGUGGAGAGCGCGGGGAGCGGCGAGAGCGGCAUCGCCAGUGGCAACUGCACGCCCAAGGGUCCCGAACAAGUCGAGUGGGAGAGCGAGAAGGACGCGGACGCCAUGCUCGUGUGGCCGCUACAGAGUGACCGGAGACCCGCCGAGGGAGGCUCGCUCAGGAAGAAGAGGGAGGAGGCGUGUGAUUUUUGUGGCAAGUGCUUCCGGAACAGCAGCAACCUCACCGUGCACCGGCGCAGCCACACAGGUGAGCGGCCAUACCGCUGCACCCUAUGCAGCUAUGCCUGCGCCCAGAGCAGCAAGCUCACUCGCCACAUGAAGACCCAUGGUGCCCGGGGUGCCCAGCCUACCUUCCAGUGCCAACUGUGCGGUGUGCCCUUCACCGUCUAUGCAACCCUGGAGAAGCAUCUGAGGAAGAUUCACGGCCUCAGCCAUGCCAGCGCUGGCGCCUACACUCUCAGCAGCAGUGAUGACGUCCAGAAGAAGGAUAACAGUGGCACAGUGCCAAGCCAGACCCAGGAACAGACAAGUCCAAGCAUCAGUGAAGAAUGUAAAGAGGAGAGCGCUGAUGUUCCAGUCACACAGGAAAUAAGUGUGGCUUGAACUGCUUGUCUUAAAGAAUGUGUGGGGAAAUAAAUAAAAUAGAAUUAGUCCCCGUCAGUGUCUAUUGUUGUAGUAUCUGACUUCAAUGAACUGCCACCACUGCUGUUUGUGAAUAGCUUUGCUGCCAGUGGAAGUUAAAGCACUCUGUACGACUGACUCUCUGUAAGUCACCACACUGGAAUAUAAAAAUGCACUGGACAAGAUUCAAUGUGAAUAUCAUGUGGAUAUUUGGUGGGGUUCCCCCCUCUUCAUGAGUCGGAGUGGGAAAACCAGGAAAAUAGUACUGCUUUCUUUGUAAGGGUUAUUGCUGUUCCUUAGAGGGUUCUUUAUAUUUGACAUAUUUACAACUACUAAAUCUGGGUAACGGGUUAUUUUACAUGUACGUUUUCUACAAUUCAAAGGAAUAACUGGAUGGACAUCAGUAACCGCUGUUGGCCGAUGUAGAGACCGCUUGCUUUAGUUAUUUAGUAUAAAAUGGGUUCUCCAUUUUGCUUGCGAGUAGUGUUUGCUGUAAACCUUUUUUUGUAGUUCACGAUUCUGGAAUAGCCAGAAGCCAUUGUCUCAGGGACUUUGAUGUUGUGACUGCUUACCUCUGCCGCGCUUAAAACAAAAUGGGCAUUCAGUUUUGACCAUAAAUAGUCAAUUGAUCCGACAUUGCCUGUUUUUUUUUCAAUGUUUUGAAACUCCUUCGUGUGCCUGUUUUGCCCAAGGCCCUUUCCUAAGUAUAUUUGAUCAUAGUAAAUACCAGUUUUUGCAGAUAUGCAAAAUUCUUAUAUGCCUCUUAGAAAACAUGGUGGUGAGCCAUAAAUGAGCACUUCAAUGUUGUUGGUUUGUGAGUGGUAGAAGAUAUGAUGCUCACUUUAUGUAGACAGGGAUGAUGUAUCCAAGAUGUGUUUUUUUAUUUCUUAGAAUUUGUUGUCGUCAGGGACACAGUUCUCAGUGAAUUCCGUAGUUAGUAUGGAACGUGUGUGUGCAAAAUACAUUUGUUUGCAUUUCUUUCAGGUCAAUCCUGUUGUACAGUAGUAGCAGCUAUGCUUUUCUCGCCAUGGUUGUGACUUCUUUAUUUGUAAGUUUAUAAAAGAAUUGUAUCCCUUUCUCCUCCUUCCAUACCUGUGAAACUUAUUAAA
Messenger RNA from Clupea harengus (Atlantic herring), 3028 nucleotides. It is a transcript of the gene znf296, whose product is annotated as zinc finger protein 296. Gene Ontology annotation, biological process: positive regulation of transcription by RNA polymerase II. Gene Ontology annotation, cellular component: nucleus. Lineage: Eukaryota; Metazoa; Chordata; Actinopteri; Clupeiformes; Clupeidae. Gene Ontology annotation, molecular function: RNA polymerase II cis-regulatory region sequence-specific DNA binding; DNA-binding transcription factor activity. The record is from RefSeq and is a predicted model, not a curated record.